UUGUAUGUAGUGGCUGAAGGAGCCAAGGUUACUUUCACAAACAAAUACAUAUACAUGUUAUGGCCAGUAACCCAAACCGGUGAUCAAAAGCCGCAAUUAUCAACAACAGGUUUCGAGCUGAGUUGGCUCCAGGAGCAUCAAACUCUGUACGUGGACCUUCCAUCACCAUGGUCGAGUGCGUUCCGUGCUCGAACUGAAUGCUCCAACAACAACGGAAGGUUCAACUGCGCCACUGUCGACUGCACCUCCAAUCAAGUCGCAUGCAAUGGUGCUGGUUCAAUCCUGCCGGCAACCAAGGCAGAAAUUACCGUUGCAGAAAACAGAGGACAAGAUUUCUACGACAUGAGCAACGUGGACGACUUCAACAUACCCAUGUCCUUAACCGCACAAGGUGGAAGUGGCGAUUACAAAACCUUAGGUUGUCUUAGGAACAUCAACCAUGUGUGUCCUUCGCAGCUACAACAACCAGGGCCUAGUGGCAAUGUCAUCGCUUGCAAGAGUGCUUGUGUGGCUUUCAAUGCAGAUCGAUAUUGUUACUUAGGAGAUUACUUAGGAGAUCGAUAUUGUUUUGGGGUUUUGUUUAUGCCAGCCCCUUUUCGGCUAGUCUUCAAUAUUAAACCUUUCAAAGAGUAA
Molecule: messenger RNA, 633 nt
Organism: Glycine soja
Lineage: Eukaryota; Viridiplantae; Streptophyta; Magnoliopsida; Fabales; Fabaceae
Product: thaumatin-like protein 1
Exons: 1
Biological process (GO): defense response
Cellular component (GO): extracellular region
Source: RefSeq, a predicted model, not a curated record